Molecule: messenger RNA, 472 nt
Organism: Vavraia culicis subsp. floridensis
Lineage: Eukaryota; Fungi; Microsporidia; Pleistophoridae
Exons: 1
Coding region: 1-444 (147 amino acids)
Source: RefSeq, a predicted model, not a curated record
AUGGAAUUUUAUGCAGAAAACGACCGACUUUGCAUUCACAACACAAACCGCAAUCUUCUGACCCUUGAGCUCUCGUUCAUCGAGGAAAAAGAAGUUAAAAAACCGGUAACCACUCCUUUGUUGCACCCUGAGCCACCAUCGGUUAUCAGCGACAUAUCGCUUCGUGAGAACAUACACAUCGAAGUUGAACAUCCAUUCAGUCAGCACUUCAAAUUCCACCACAAAUUUUUGGUUAAGUACCUGUUGAGCAUAAUUUAUGACGGGGAAGUUCACUUAAAGGUGACAUGCUUUGAGGAUGAAUUGAAAUUUGAUGCUGUCUUUGAAACGUUAAGUGAGCUGUUGAGACGAAAGGAUGGCACACAGAUGGAAAUAGUCUGUGAUGAUGUGCACAAGAGAAUUUCUGUUGCAGGACGGGUAGUGUAUGAAACCAGAACAUUUUUUUGACUGGCCAUAUUCUGUAAUAAAAUGCGCC